CCCGUUGGUGCAAAACCUUCCAGCACCCGUGAACGGUAGCGCCUUCUGCAGCUAUCCGACAAUCGAUCGAGCGCUUGGGCGUUGCGUUUCUCUAAUCUCCUUUUCAGCUCGCUGUUUGUCGCACAAGCAGCCGUCGGCUUCGGGGAGAAGCGAAAAGACAGAGAGCAGCCGUUCGCCCCGUUCGUCUCCAUAUCGCGGCGUCGUUUUCUGCCGUAUCACUCGAUCUCACUCUUGCCCAUCAAUCGCAAUUCAGAACGCGAAAGCGGUUUAGAGUCAUCAUGGCCGACGCAAGCAUGCUUUACACCAUUGGCGCCUAUGCCACCUUGAUUGGCCUUGGCUAUGCCGUCUACCAUAUCUCGACACAAAAGGACAAGCAAAAGGGCGGCGUCACCAUUACCAAGCCUACAAAAGUCUCUCAGCAGCCAACGGCUCGAAAAGAAGACCGGAAAAAGAAGCAGCGAAUGGAAAGCUAUGUGACAGAGAGCAAGUCAUCCAAGCCCGAAGCUCAGAAAGAAAAGGCUCCCGAAGCCAACCAGUGGCUGAGCAAUGAUGCCGAGAAGCAAGAAAAGCUUGACAACCGAGAGUUUGCCAGACAGCUUUCCAAGGCCAAGGAGGGUGCCAAAUUCGACAACAAGAAGGAGGCUACCAAGCAGAGGGAGAAGACUGUGAAGCAGUCCAAGGCUAACAAGUCCAAGGCUGCCCCGGCCCCAGAGGCCGUCAUUUCUGCUCCGUCGUCCAACGGCGCCGACGCCGAUGACGACGAGUCUCCUGUUGCUCUGUCCCCCGAGACUCGCCCCGUGGACGCCAGCGGUGUCAGCGACAUGCUCGAGCCAACCUCUACUACCGGCCCUUCCGUUCUCCGUCUCACUGAUACCGAGUCCAAGAAGCAGAAGAAGAAGGCUUCCAAGAACCCUGAACCGGUUGAGACCAAGAAGCAGAGACAGAACAGGAAGAAGGCCGAGGCCGCCAAGGCUGCCCGUGAGGAGGCCGAGAAGGAGCGCAAGGUCCUCGAGGAGAAGCAGCGCCGAACUGCUCGCAUUGCCGAAGGCCGUGCUGCCAAGGAUGGCUCUGAGUUUAUGGCCGCUGUCAACGCAAAGAAGUCUGCCUGGGACGGUGCCAAUGGAACCAAUGGAACCAACGGAACUGCUGCUAACAAGGGAGAUGCCGCCGUCUAUGCACCUCUCGACACCUUUGAGAAGCCCACUUCUGCCCCCGCUGCCAAGAAGGAGACUGUCAAUCAGCUAGAGAGCUCUUGGAUCUCAGCUCUUCCUUCCGAGGAGGAGCAGAUGGAGAUGCUCAAGGAAGAAUCUGAUGAGUGGAACACUGUCAAGACCAAGUCUUCCAAGAAGUCCAAGAAGGCCCCUUCAGUCGAAUCUGGAGAAGAGGCCACCCAAGCCCGUCCUACGGCUCAGAUCCAGCAAUCUACCGAGACCAUGGCCAAGAAGGUGGCUAAGCCUGCCGCUCCCAAGAACUUUGGAGGAUCUUUCUCUGCAUUGACCACUAAGGACGACGAUGCUGAGGAGGAAGUUGAAGAGGAGUGGGAAGUCUAAAGCUCCGUAUGCACGACAACGAAUACAAUUGUGCAUGUUAUUGCCCAGUUGCAGGGGUGGCCUGACACCUAGUCCCCUGCCGCUGUAUACUACUCGCCACGGGCAUACCCUUAGCCGUUGGCAU
This is a messenger RNA of Trichoderma asperellum CBS 433.97, 1674 nucleotides long. RefSeq lists its product as uncharacterized. The record is from RefSeq and is a predicted model, not a curated record. NCBI's taxonomy places the organism in Eukaryota, Fungi, Ascomycota, Sordariomycetes, Hypocreales, Hypocreaceae.